AUGUUGAAGUUGAGAAGAAUUCCCGCCUUGACCCCUGCCAUUCCUCAAUUUGCCUUCUUCCAGCGCAAUGAGGUGUCUCCAGCCGCCACCCCACACGAAAUUCCUCGACCGUCGUUAGGACUUGCUAGCGACCCGAGUUAUGACGUUGAACCAGUUCCUAGCGCAGGAAGACCAACUCGCGCACGCGACUCGGCCCUUCCGUGGAUUCCAGUGCUUCUAAAGCAAGGGGAAACCACCCAGCAAUACGAAAACGCGUUCAAGGACUGGCUGCGAAGAAGAGAUGCGGAGCUUGACUCGUUGCACUCGAGGCCGGAGGUGGAGCGUCGAUUCCGUCUGGACUUUGCAGACUCGAGGGCGUGGGAGCUGCGACGCAAGAGUGUAAGUACUGCUACGAGAAGUCACAGAGCUCGUAGUCGGGAGGAGCUGCUGGAGAUGGAGGAGAUGUCUCCGGACGCAUUCUUGCGGUCGGUGGAGCGCUUCGGGCCCAAUGGGCCGCUCCGAGCCGGGAAGAAGCUCAAGCCAAUCGCUGUGGUGCUGAGACCGAACGAACCGAGGCGAUAUUUCGAGCAGAACUUCGAGCGGUGGCUUGAAUCCAAGGAAGUCACUCUAGCCGAGCUGCAGGACGACCCCGAGGAGGAGCGCUGUUAUCGUCAAGCCUUUGCAUAUACAAGGGCCAGGGAGCACGUCGCGAGGGUGCAGUGUGGAUAUUUCUCCCCGACAUCGAACAAGCAGCUGCGUCCACGCUUCCGCUCGCGCAGCCGAGGCAGAAGCACGAGCAGGAGCCGUGAUAAAAGGAAUUUCAGGGAGAGCGGAAGCAGGACGAGGGGCACUUCAAGGGAGUCUCGUCGAAGGAAGUCAAGAGAUUCCGAUCGCUGUGACAGCAAUUGGUCGCGGAAGCACUCUAGUCGCAGUUCUGAGAAGCGAGUUCGUGACUUGGGUGGUGGAACACCACCAGCACAAGAUGCGGUUUCCUUGCUAUCACCCACGGCUUCUUCGCUCAACCCGGCAUCUGAAGCAGGGGUCGAGUUUUCUGCCGGCAAAGCCACGGGUGGCCUCAGCACCUCAGACAAUGCUUCUUCUACAGACCAAAGCCCAGAUCUCCCUACUUCUUUCGUGGACGAAGGUCAAACAUCAGUGGAAACGAACAAAGCUAGCGAAACUCUAGCAACCGUUCGCCAACUUGCACCGGUUGAAGCUCUCAAUCGACCGGCAAACCCGGAAAUCAACAUUUUCUCCGCUGCGAUGAACCAACAGCAACUUCGACAGGAAAUUCUCAUCACGACGCAGAUUCUGGCGAGGGCCAAGCGCGUCACCGUGGACUCGACUAAGCAGCGCCUCGUCGAGGAGUACACGCGCGUAGUGGAGUGUAUCUUGGCGUAUGCGAAAGAGAUGGCGGCCUACGACGAAGCAGAAGCAACGCGGUGCAGGCAAGAAAUGGAGAUGAAGAUGUCGGUUGAGAUCGAGAGACAGCGACGCGACUCUGCGCUGGCUGCAGUGCUCGUCCACGAAUGGAGAGACCACAAGGAGCAAUUGGAUCAAAUGCUGGCUCGAAGCGAUUGCCCAAACUCUCUCGUGGUAUCGCACGCUGAGUUGGCCGCAGUGUACAACCGCAUGAUGCAUAACGACCUGACUGUGGCAAGAUUGCAGGGAAAGCUGAGAGGCUUGCUGGUGGCGGGAAAUCUGCACCAAAAUGAGCGGCUUCGGGGGCUGAAGGCGUUGUCCAGUGAUCUCAACGCCGCUUUAUUGGAGAAGCCACUGCUCGAUGCCGCGCACGACAAGUUGUGUGCCAGUAUGCUGCAGUCGAGCGCGACGCUGGUCUUGAAGCUGCAGAAGUUGCAGCUUUCGGCGAGUAUUUCAUGA
Molecule: messenger RNA, 1860 nt
Organism: Phytophthora sojae
Lineage: Eukaryota; Oomycota; Peronosporomycetes; Peronosporales; Peronosporaceae
Exons: 3
Coding region: 1-1860 (619 amino acids)
Source: RefSeq, a predicted model, not a curated record